This is a messenger RNA of Thamnophis sirtalis, 765 nucleotides long. NCBI's taxonomy places the organism in Eukaryota, Metazoa, Chordata, Lepidosauria, Squamata, Natricidae. The record is from RefSeq and is a predicted model, not a curated record.
AUGGUUAUUUCCUCUUUAUUCAGGGUGAGUGUUAUUCAGCCUCAUUACUCUGCAGAAUAUGGAAGCAACGUGACCAUGGGAUGUCGCUUUCCAACUGAAAAUUCCUUGAAUAUGGCACAAUUGAAUAUCUUCUGGCAGCAAAAACUGUCAGACGAAGUCAAGGAAGUUUACAAGCUCAUAAAUGGACAUGAAGACCUGUCAGGGCAACACCAACAUUUUCAAGGAAGAGUCACAUUAUUAUAUGAGGAAUUGAAAAGGGGCUAUUCUAUGCUACAUAUCACCCAUCUAAGGAUCACAGAUGCUGGAUGUUACCAUUGCGUUGUCAACUAUCGUGAAGCUGAUCACAAGUACAUUGACUUGGAAAUUGAAGCGCCUUACAAGAGGAUAAACAUCCAGGAAAGAAAAGAAGAAGAAGACCACAUUUUAACUUGCCAGGCAGAAGGGUACCCUCUGGCUGACGUUCUUUGGUUUUAUGAAAACAGAAUCAAUGACACGAUAUUUGCAAACACCACACAUAAGCUGACAGACACAGGACUUUUCAACAUAACCAGUGUCUUGAGAAUCAAACCAACUGCUCCUGGAAAUUACAGCUGCAUAUUCCAAAAUAAGGAAUGGAGGCAAACCUCAGCUCACAGAACAGUAUUUCUAAUAGGUAAAAAGAAUAAUGCAUUGAUUAUAUGGAAGUUUAAUCCUGGCAGAAAUGGAAAAGCUAGGGUUCCAACCAUAAAAAUGACAGAGGAUAAAAUGUGUUGUGUGAAUAGUUAG